AUGGGCGAUAUAAUACCAGAAACGAAAACUGAGUUGGGGAGCUCAUCCACCGUGUAUGUUGAUGAGAUCAAUGGUUCUGACACAACCAACGCCGGAAAAAAGGAUGCCCCUUAUAAAACAGUAGUUUAUGCACUUCAAGUGAAUGAAUCGAAUAUUAAAAUAUUGACCAAAAAAUCGUCAACGGAUGGUUACACCGAUAUUUCUGGCGCAGCUUUGAAAAAAGCGAAAAAACGCGUCGAAGAAUUAUCGAAAAAGGCUAAAAAAGCAGAGCAACAGAAAAAGUCAGAGAAAGAAAAAGAAAUGCAAUUUUUAGAAGAUGAAAAAAAGAAAAUAGAAGAUGCUAAACUUAUAGUACUAGAACAAAAUCCAACCCUCCAACAAGCUACAAAGAUAAAAAUUCGUGAAGCUGUUGCCAAUCGUGGCCGACGCGUUAAAGUUUCGGGUUGGGUGCAUCGUCUUCGAACGCAGGGAAAGGAUAUGAAGUUUGUCAUUUUGAGAGACGGAUCCGGCUAUCUUCAGUAUAAUCAUGAACUUUCCGCAGAUUAUUGGGAAGUAAUUCAUAAAGCUCCCGGUGGUGAUGAUGCUUUUACUAAUAAAUUGAAUGCGGAAGCUGAUCCAUCAGUAUUAUAUGAACAACGUCAUCUUGUUAUUCGUGGUGAAAGCUCUUCUUCUGUGUUGAGAGUUCGUUCUCAAAUAAUGAAGGCGUUUCGCGAAUAUUUUGAUUCGAGGGGAUUCACAGAAGUUAAUCCCCCUUGUAUGGUACAAACUCAAGUUGAAGGAGGAGGUACUUUGUUUGACUUUAAUUAUUACGGCGAAAAGGCGUAUCUUUCCCAAUCUUCACAACUUUAUCUUGAAACAUGCCUUCCAUCUCUUGGAGAUGUGUAUAGUUGUUCAGAAUCGUAUCGUGCCGAAAAAUCUCAUACACGUCGUCAUUUAUCUGAGUAUUCUCAUUUAGAGGCAGAAAUGGCAUUCAUUACAUUUGAUGAAUUGUUAAAUACAAUAGAAGAAUUGGUUUGUGGUACUGUUGAUCGGGUACUCUCCCAUGGACCAACUCGCGAUUUGGUUUAUCAACUUGUUCCUGAUUUCAAACCACCUCAACGUCCUUUUAUGCGUUUAGAUUAUAAAGAUGCGAUAAAAUACUUAAAAGAACAUGACAUCAAAAAAGAGGAUGGCACAUUUUAUGAGUUUGGUGAUGAUAUCCCCGAAGCACCUGAACGUGCGAUGACUGAUAAAAUUGGUUGUCCAAUUCUUUUGUGCCGAUUUCCUGUUGAAAUUAAAAGUUUUUACAUGAAACGUUGUAGUGAUGAUCCCCGGGUAACAGAAAGUGUCGACAUGCUAAUGCCCGGAGUUGGUGAAAUUGUGGGAGGCAGCAUGAGAAUUUCUGAUUUGGAUGAACUCUUGGCAGGUUACAAACGCGAAGGUAUCAAUCCGGAACCAUAUUAUUGGUAUACGGAUCAACGUAAAUAUGGAUCAACGGAACACGGAGGGUUUGGUUUAGGUGUUGAACGUUUCAUAGCUUGGAUGCUUCAUCGUGACACUGUCAAAGAAUGUUGUUUGUAUCCUAGGUUUAUGGGACGAUGCCUGCCGUGA
Messenger RNA from Diversispora eburnea, 1590 nucleotides. The record is from the annotation of a GenBank genome assembly. Lineage: Eukaryota; Fungi; Glomeromycota; Glomeromycetes; Diversisporales; Diversisporaceae.